AUGGCCUCCGAAACUUCUAAAAAGCCCUUCGCUGUUGACGUCUCGCGGGCCUCGAUGGAGUCGCCCCCUGGCAUUGCGGCUUUGUUCGUCAUCCGCUUCGACAUUAGGACUGGGGAGGGGCAUGUCGCUGAUACGCGUGUGAUGCGCAGAUAUGUAGUAUCGUGGGAAAAGACCGCACCGGGUGUUGAGGUUGAAGGGGUGGUGGAAUACAAAUCGCUUCCCUCCGGACUGCACAAUGUACAUGAGGACUUGGUGUACUUCGUCCACGAAGAGUAUGCUGGUAUCAGCGCGUUCCUCAACCAACCCGCCGAAGAGGCGGAGCGCAAUGCAAAGAUGUUCGCGAUUGGGGUCUUGGUCCCUCUCAGCUCAGGGAGACUUGGAAAGAGCUGGAGACAUGCCCCAAGGUUGAAGGAGUUGACACAAAAAUAUGCGGCGGAUAUGUCUGAUCUACAACCAUUGUCCGAUUACUGGGACUCCUUCCGGAUUGGAGGUCCCGAUUCUUCUGCGCCAGAUUCGCCGAUUGACUCGCCCCUCAGCCUUCGAUUCCGUCCAGGUGACAGACCAGAUGCACUCCGAAACCGCGUCUUCAGCGAUGCGAUGGUGUUGGAAACGUCCAGGCCGGCCCUGACACCUUUUCACCCUGCCUCAUCUCUUCCCGACUUUAUCGAAUCUUUCGGUCCCUUGAUAUUCCCCCUAUACAGAGCUGCGCUGUUACGCAAGCGAAUCCUCAUCAUGGCUGAAGCACCAGUGCACACGCCAUUCUAUGACCUGUCCUUGCUGGCAUCUCUCCCAAAUUCUUUACUACAAGUCCUCCCUCCCGACUGCAUCCCGCCACUGCGUCCCCGCCCCAUGUUCAACGUCGGCAUUCACGAUAUCCCCGAUCUUGCUCUGGAUCCGUUGCGGGAUACCGUGGACCCCGAAAAGCAUUCUAGUUGGAUUGCUUGCUCAACGGAUAGUGUCCUGAGCAUGAAGCCUGACCUUUACGAUGCCCUCGUCACCCUCCCGUCACCAUAUUCUCAACAUGCCAAUGAACGUGUCUUCCCCAAAAUCAGCCUAGUAGACCGCUCAAGUACGAAACAUAACGCCAAUCAAACGAUUCAAUUGAAAGCGACACAACGUGAUGCCCGUCGAUAUGGUAUGAUUCGCAGAGGGCUACGACAAUUGUUCAGCGACCGCUCAACCUCCCCAGACACAGACGAAUCCGACGCAGACUCGACGUACUCGUCUAGCACUGUCGUGGAGCCACUUUCCUGGACUCGUCUCGCCUAUACCUCUUUCAUCUGGUGGGCGUCGGCCGGUGAAAACCGGGACGGCCUAUCCGAAGAAGAGGAAGAACAGCAGAUCGAACAAGACGCCCGACUUCUGGCAAGCGUGGAAAGUCUUGCAUACCAUGCGCCGAGCAGAGGUCGUCAUUCACUUAAUUCCGAUGACCAUGGCCAGGAGCCCCCGGAAAUUGCGCUGGUCGCGUACUUCCGCCGUCUCACCUCGCAGAUCUUUUACACUCUCGCAGGGGCCAUUGCGCGGCAUGAUAGUGACGGCCGAGGCGAAGAGGACUCGGUUGAUUGUUACACCGACGCACCGUACCUCGACGACAUGGCAAAUGACGAUCCGGACUUGUCACUUUCCAUGUCACGGCAAUCGAUCAAUGGCGAUGAUGGAAAUACGCCGCUCCUCCGGCAAAGAUCGCAGGCGAAUCACACCAACCGCAGAUCAGUACAGGAAAAUCCUGACGCGGAUGAAGAUGAACCCGUCACCAUUACAAUCGCUGACAUGGCGGAGAUGGGACUCGACGUGUGGAGCGCCACAGAUCGGGUCUUUGUCGAGGAGCUCGUCUCUUUAUGGUGGGGACGCUCCGCGCAUGUCGAUAGCGCACGCAUCCGGUGCUGCGGUAUUUCAAUCUUGUAG
Molecule: messenger RNA, 1905 nt
Organism: Penicillium canariense
Lineage: Eukaryota; Fungi; Ascomycota; Eurotiomycetes; Eurotiales; Aspergillaceae
Exons: 6
Coding region: 1-1905 (634 amino acids)
Cellular component (GO): lipid droplet
Source: RefSeq, a predicted model, not a curated record